AUGGACAACUGGCACACAGCACAAUGUAAAAAGCCCGACAUUGCCAUCUUUCCAGGACUUGAUGUUCCAACAUGUAUGAACUGCGGAGGAAUUUGCCCUUCUGAUAGAGCGGACAACAAACACAACGAUGAACUUCAGAUUCCAUCACCGGGAAAGCGGUCUGCUAUGCAGUUGAACUGGCCACCAUCGAUGUCAUAUCAGGAUUACGCCUACCGCCAUGAUCCUAAUGGCUUGUUGCACAAGGCUCUGGUUUCACAGGUAGACCAAGGAUGGUGCGAUAAGGGACCAGACAAGCACAUGCCUUGCUCCUCCAUUACCAAGUCAUCUCAAUCUCCAUCUUCGCAAGUAAGCAACACUUCAUAUGAGUCGCUAGAUGCCAGGGUGCAGAACAAGAAGAGCCAGAAAUGGUAUCGUCAGAAGGAAAGAAAAAUCCUACAUCAUAUGAAGCAGUUUCAUAUACCUGGGCCAAAGGAAAUGGCAAGCGGGAAAAGGACCACGUCAUAUUCAUCGGAAAUCGUUGGGAUAUACUACCAAUCACUGAGAACUGCUUUGAUGCAUUUACAAAACUGUCGACUUGACGAUCAAGAUAGGUGCCUAUGGGUUGACGCAAUCUGUAUCAACCAGUCUGAUGUUUCCGAAAGGACUCAUCAAGUCGGCAUGAUGAGAGAGAUUUACUCGACUGCCAGCCGUGUUCUGAUAUACUUGGGGAUAGGUGAUGCUGGGAGCGGCUCGGAAUUUACGCAUGAUCCCGAGAUUCUGAGUGGCAACUCAUAUUUCUCGCGUAUAUGGGUGGUACAAGAGAUCGCAUCUGCGAAGCAGGCGCUCGUUUUGUAUGACCGUCAAGCCAUGCACUGGAGUUUUUUCCACAGGAACCUGUGGGGCUUGCCUAGUAAGAGAUGGAUGCGGCACUUUGGUUCUCCCCGGCAGAUCGAUGAUGCUCAUGGGUUCUUGACCCUGCUGGGGGAUACGCGUGACUGCAAUGCUUCGGAUCCAAGGGACAAGAUCUUCGCCUUACUUGGGCUCUGGAAGAGCCCUCUGGAGCCGGACUACAAGCUCUCGCCUCAAGCUGUGUAUACAGGAUUGGCUUCCAGCCUUGUAACGGAUGAAAACCACGAAGUGGCUGGGCGACUACUUGAUAUGGCGACCCAUGGCCGCUCGAUGAUUGGCCUCCCAUCAUGGGUUCCAGAUUGGAGCGUAAAGAGUCAACAGCCGUACCAACGGCAGUGGAGCAGUUGUUUUGACUUUCCCAUGAAGUCCCUGCCAAAGGGCGAUGGGAGAUUCCGGGUCCAUCGCCAAACUGGCUCUUUGUGUGUUCUGGCCGCCAAGAUCGACACAUUGGCCCCAUACCUCUCCUGUGGGUUCCGGUCGAGCACUAAUGGACUGAUUAUUGUAGAAGCUGGAUGUAUUCGGGUUUCACUAACCCCCGAGGUCCUGCGCAAAUGCGAACCGAAUGAUCGUAUCUUCCGUCUCUCUGGAUGCGAAUUCUGUCUAAUCCUUCGAGAGAAAGCAGACCCCGACAUCUAUAUUUUUAUUGGUCUUUGCGGGUACUCGUUGUUAUUGAACGGUCAACAUCCGCCGAUAGAACUAGAUGCCAUCAGAUAUCUUCAGGACUGGGCGUGGCUUUUGUCGCUCGGGGAAAGACGGUUUUGGUCUGACUUUGCGACUUGGGAGACUACACAGAUCUGUUGGUUGGCUCUUCGAAGGCAGAGGAAACUCGAAACUCAAGCGUUUCUUCAGAGGGUAGUCAGAAAAGCCCAUUUCCUGAAAAAAUCGCGUGAUCUGGCUACGGAAGAGCGACAUGCCAUGAACAAUUACAACAAAGACAAAGACCGAUUGACGAAAUUCUUUCAGCGCCAAUGGAUGAAAACCUAUAAGAGAUGGCAGCAAGCGGAUGAACUAUUAGUUGUGCAACAUAAGGAACGCAGAUCCGUGAUCAGGAAAUUGCUUCCAGGCUAUAGAAGCCUAGAAUCAUUGCAAGGAACGUCCACCCAACCUCCACUGGGACAGUCGAUGUGGCUUCCAGUGUCUUUCUCUUGGUUUGGAAGAAAACCCAAAUCAAGAGAAACUCUCAUGGGUGGGCCAAUCGACCUACAUACCGAAUACCCAUUGCUCGCGGCCUGUGCUUCCAGGAACAUCCCAUUGCCCCCCCUACAUUUGAUCACGGAUAUCAAGAGCCAUAUUACGCUUUCGCUUGAUCUCGAACUUGAGAAUGGUAUCCGACAGCUACAGAGAUUGGCACUAGAGCGCUUCCCGCAGGAACCGCUAGCUGAUGAGAAGCUCGUCGUCUCCUACGAUUUAAAGACCUCUUAUCGCCUCGACUUCAAAGAGAAGGAGUGGGCUAUUUUCUUGCAUUGGCUUUCUAGGCCAAUGUCACCGAGCUAUGAUAAGCUGAGAUAUGGAUUGAGAAUGGAUGUCCCACUGAUUUGGGAAGUGGGAUUUGUAACACAAGGCCAACUUGACGAAGCUCAUAAGUGGCUGGAUGAUAACUUUGAUCACUAUAUUAAAGCGCUAUCCUCCUCAUCCAGCACCGAAGCAUCCCUCAAUCAGUUUUUUGAGCUUAUAUACUGUGAACAGUUCGAACUCCUUUGGCUGUUUGUCUUUCGUUCAUACUCAACCUUCAUCAAUAGGGUUCGUGGAGUUCCUCGUAAUAGAAUCGGCGCCGAGUUGGCACGUGCUUUUUUCUGGAGGUUCAACCGCAGUAUCAAUAAGGCUUGCCAAGUCGUUGGAAAAGGGCUUCUCACCGAUGAGAGGAUUGAGGAACAAUGGACCAAGUUCCUUGAUUGGCUGACACAACGAUCGUUUAAGAAGCCAGUACGGCAAAUACCGUCGAAAGGGUAUGAUGAGAGGCCGCGGUUGCUGGUUAAAGAAGAAAAUAGCGGUACUUAUCAUGGGGAUUACUGCUUGAACAAAAUCAAGUAUCACGGGUUGUUUAUCGUGCCGAAAACACCAGAGCCUCCCUUAGAACGGUCCAAGGGCGUAGAGUCCCUUUCACAUCCACAGCCGCAGGUAUUGUAUGAAAAGCCGAGAUUGCCUGACCUCAUCCAGUCCGAAAUUCGGCGACGAAGGCUUGCAGAGAGGGUAUUUGCUUUUCUAUUCAACGACACUGAGGACGCACAUCAACCAACGAAAUCUGAAGACAGAGAUUUGGAAGAACUGCUUGCCUAUGAUCAGCCAUCCAAUUGCGGCGAGCCUUUCAUUCAACGCUGGAGACAGGAGGCUGAGUCAUGGAAGGCCGUGGAGCAGUACAUUUCGAAAUCCCAGUGGUAUAUGAGUGGCGUGAAAAUGGAUCUCUUGCGCGGAUCGAAAGAGGAUGGGGAUAUGUAUAGGGAAAUCGUUAUUGUUUGA
This is a messenger RNA of Fusarium redolens, 3345 nucleotides long. RefSeq lists its product as uncharacterized. Lineage: Eukaryota; Fungi; Ascomycota; Sordariomycetes; Hypocreales; Nectriaceae. The transcript is spliced from 2 exons. The coding region runs from base 1 to 3345 and encodes 1114 amino acids. The record is from RefSeq and is a predicted model, not a curated record.